AUGUGUCAGGCUGUCAUUUACGAGAAUCGGCGUUGUCGAUGCCGAUGGCUACAGAUCCACAGCCAGUGCAUGCCCAAUGCUGGAUUUAGCCAGUGCGAGCAAUUUGGCAAGUCGGGUGUCAAAUUCCACCCGGAGGAGUACGAGAGCCUCCAGUGUCCAGUACACGACCUGCAUGGAUGGUACGAUAGGAACUUUGUCCGUGAGUAUGCUGGAGUAGAAAAGACGAGCAUCAACGGGUACUGCUCAGAUUAG
Messenger RNA from Cryphonectria parasitica EP155, 252 nucleotides. RefSeq lists its product as uncharacterized. Lineage: Eukaryota; Fungi; Ascomycota; Sordariomycetes; Diaporthales; Cryphonectriaceae. The transcript has a single exon. The record is from RefSeq and is a predicted model, not a curated record. Bases 1 to 252 code for a protein of 83 amino acids.